Molecule: messenger RNA, 4606 nt
Organism: Limulus polyphemus (Atlantic horseshoe crab)
Lineage: Eukaryota; Metazoa; Arthropoda; Merostomata; Xiphosura; Limulidae
Product: sodium- and chloride-dependent GABA transporter 1-like
Exons: 13
Coding region: 587-2452 (621 amino acids)
Biological process (GO): sodium ion transmembrane transport
Cellular component (GO): membrane
Source: RefSeq, a predicted model, not a curated record
AUACUUAAAGGGUCGCUGACAGCGUAAUAGGCUGGGCUGUGUCAUUGAGUCGGUUGGUAGAUUUUAGUAAUAUCAUUGCAUUGGCAGUUUUAAUAUCUUUCUAUGGAACCAAACUUAAAACCUGGUUAUUUUUAUUCUUAUGUGAUUUUCCCUGUUUAAAGUUCCAUAUCUGAAAGUAUGUCUUUAUAUCAUUUAGAACAUCAAAAUACAUUUUAAAGUUCUACUUUCUAGGAAUCACGUCUUGUUUCGCAAAGUUUUGCAGGUUCGUUCUGUUGAAUCUAUGUUUACUAAAUAAAAUUCACAAAAUCCAGGGAGAGGCCAUUUAAAAACAGUAAUUCUUCUCGUAAAAUCUGUUGUCCCUAAAUCUUAUACACUAGUCACAUUAUAUUAAUAAUUAACAUUUUUCUCUCGAAAAUCAAAUCCACGUUUUUGAGGCGGGUUCGUAAUCACGUUGUUCUACUUAAAACGUCGUCAAUUGAGAAUUAGUCCGAGAUUAUCAGUUAGGGCUCAGGUUGUGAAAAACGACAUCACAUAUCUGAAGCAACGUGUCCACUAAGGUGAUCGGUGUUUAGAUAGUUGGAACAAGAUGACCGAUUAUGAAAAAGAUAAAUUCAAUACUGAAAUGAACAGCUAUCCAGUAAACGGAGGAUCCCUCCAAUCUACAGAUAAAUCUUCGGAUGUUAAUACUGUUGCUCCUGUCAAAUCUCUGGAUGAUGACUUACCAGAGAGAGGUCACUGGGUUGGAAAACUUGAUUUUCUUAUGUCUUGUGUGGGGUACGCCAUUGGCCUGGGAAAUGUUUGGAGAUUCCCGUACUUGUGUUACAAGAAUGGUGGAGGUGCAUUCUUAGUUCCGUACUUGCUGACUCUGUUUCUGGCAGGUAUACCCACUUUCUUCUUGGAAACAUCUUUAGGCCAGUUCUUAAGUAUCGGUGGCCUCGGAGUAUGGAAGAUUUGUCCAAUUUUUAAAGGAGUUGGGUAUGCUGCAGCAAUGAUGGCCUUUUGGUUAAACGCAUAUUACAUUGUGGUAUUGGCUUGGGCUAUCUAUUAUAUUGUGUCUUCGUUGGACUGGGACGUCCCCUGGCGGACUUGUGACAACUGGUGGAAUUCUAUCUUUUGUAUGUCGGAGUACGAUCGAGUUCAGCCCAACUGUACGGGUAUUCCAGACCAGGAUCCAGCUUUGUGUGCUUACAACUUGUCCAAUCCUAAUCUUUUCCAAAGCCCCGUCAAGGAGUAUUGGGAGCGCAACGUUCUGCAGAUUACCCAUGGUUUGGAAGAACCAGGCGAUAUACGUUGGCAGUUAGCUAUCACUCUUGCUGUAGCUUGGGUCAUAUGUUACUUCUGCAUUUGGAAAGGCGUCAAGUGGACUGGAAAGGUGGUGUAUUUCACAGCUUUAUUCCCCUAUUUUCUGCUUUUCAUACUUCUCAUCCGAGGAUUAACUUUACCAGGAUCAGGUGAAGGAAUCAAGUUCUACGUCAUGCCCAAAAUGGACAAGCUUUUGGAUUCCACUGUAUGGAUCGAUGCUGCCACCCAGAUCUUCUUUUCUUAUGGACUUGGUUUAGGCUCACUCAUUGCUUUGGGCAGUUACAACAAGUACCAUAACAACGUUUACAAAGAUGCUCUCAUCGUUUCGUGUAUUAACAGUGGGACUUCCAUGUUCUCUGGUUUUGUAAUAUUUUCCGUUAUUGGAUUUAUGGCACACGAACAACAAAAACCCAUAGAACAGGUUGCUGCUUCAGGUCCCGGUCUUGCUUUCCUAGCCUACCCGUCAGCAACCCUGAAGUUGCCCAUUUCUCCUCUUUGGGCUGUUCUGUUCUUUCUAAUGAUAAUGAUGCUUGGACUCGAUAGUCAGUUCUGCACAAUGGAAGGUUUUAUCACAGCAAUAGUUGACGAGUGGCCAAGAACACUGCGUCCUCACAAGGAAAUUUUCAUUGCUUUCGUGUGUUUAAUUUCGUAUAUCAUCGGCCUUGGAUUCGUAGCUCAGGGCGGGAUGUAUGUGUUUCAACUAUUUGAAUAUUAUGCAGCUAGUGGAUUUUCUUUACUCUUCCUUAUCUUCUUUGAAGUUGUCUCCAUCUCUUGGUCUUAUGGUGUGAAUCGAUUUUAUGACAACAUAAAGGAUAUGAUCGGUUAUUACCCUUGCCUGUGGUGGAAACUCUGCUGGUUCGUGUUCACACCUCUUAUUUGCGGAGGAGUCUUUCUCUUCAGUUUGGUUCAGUACAAACCACUCGAUUACAUAGGCUACGUCUAUCCAUGGUGGGGCCAGCUGAUUGGUUGGAUGCUGGCGUUGUCAUCUAUGCUAUGUAUCCCUGCGUACGCCAUCUACAUUUUUCUUCUUACUCCCGGCACUCUCAGAGAGCGAUGCAAGAAACUGUUUCGACCGGACAUUGAUCUUCUGACAGAAGUCCGAAAAAGACAAAUACGUGAAAGUGGAAUAACUGCAACAACGGCCGUUUAAUUCGUUAGAUAAAUUUUCAACUGAAUUAAUAACACUCCUGAUGGUAGAUGUCACCUUUUACUAAACGAUAGUUUUGUGAAGAAAAAACCAAAAUGUUUUUUCUUGUUGGUUUUCGAUGAGUUCCACGAGAGAUAUCACUGAAUUUAAGACUUUAACAACAACAGUAUUAACACAAUCAACAACAACAAAUAGAAAUCAGUUUAAAAACUAAAUUAGUUUGAGUUAUCUAAAACUACCACAAGAAACCACCAUUUUACAAAACUCGACUUUUUAAUUAAAUAAGACGGGAAUUAUUCAUCAGAAACAAAUUCAAGAUAUCCUGAUAAUUUCAUUAAAAUUAGAUAUGUUAAGUUGCACUACCUCUGAUUGAUCUUUAAAAGUUAACAAGUGAAAAGUGCUAUAUUCUUGAAAUACAUGAUACAGGAUAUUAACACAGUUGUAUUUUUGUGACAUUUUUUCUAAUUAGUUCCACAAAAGCUUUUUUAUUUGCUGGUAUCAAGAAAGCUUAUAUAGCGUAUAAAAUGUCUUCAAACGUAUAGAAUAUUCUUGAAUUUACUGUAGUGUGAAAUUGUUCAUAUAACACAGAAUAUGUUUAUUUCAUUUUCUCGAAAUUAAACUUAUUUGAUUUUGAUAUGUUAUCGUAUAGAAGCAAUACGAGAAAAAAAGGAAAAUUAUAUCGUUCUGUUUAAAUUAAAUUUGACCUUACUAAUAUUAAAUCUAUUUCGCAAAUGCAGUACACAUUUUCUUUUUUUUUCUAAGUUAACAAGACCACCAUACUUACUAAGGAAUGUAGUAUAUUAGUAAAACCAAAAUCAUCUUUUCUUAGUAUGUUAUAAAAAGGAGUAGUGUACGUUAGAAAUCCUAAAACCAGCGUUUCGCGUUUCCCUAUGCAUUCCCAUAUCUAGCUAUUUAAGUGUUUUUUAUUACUUUUUUGUUUUAAAUUGUUGAUUUUAGUGUUGGAAUGAAAAAUACGUCUUUUUUGAUACAAAUACAGAAAUGAUAAUGAUUUUUGGCAAAUAUAUCUUAAUAUUUAAUACAGUUUGCUAUUUCACAUCUGUAUCGUCUAUUAAAAAUAAAGAUAUCAUUAAAAGAAAUAUUCAACUUUAUUAACAACCCAUUAGGAAAAAGAAAAUUUGUCAUUGUUGUAAAAACAAUGCUUAGAAGAAACGAGAAGCUGAUAGAUUUGAAAUAUAUAAAAUUAUUAGGUAGAAAUCAUUUGCACCUAUUUAACUCCCUCGUGGAAUUCAGAAAAGUUCUAAGUUCUUUUUCAACCGUAACUACAAAAUCAUGAAGUUUCUAUAUAUCUAGAAAUAUUAAAAUUAAUUAAUUUAUUUACUAGAAAUUUAAUGAAAAAUGUUUUAAAAUAUAUAACGCUAAAAUCUACUAAAUCGCAUUGGAGAGAUACCUUAAGUAUUUUGAAAAUAAUUUAGUAGUUAUUGAACUAAUUAAUUUUUUGUACAAAGUUAUAUUUAUUAGAUAUCUUAAUUAAAAUCAAAUCAACAACUUGCAAGUUUUCUUAUCUUAGAUAGACUGCUGCAAGUGAAGGAACAAAUCUUAGUUGAAUUUUCAUGAAACCAAAAAUAUGAUAAACUUGUUGAAUAUAGAACUAAAUUUUCUAUAAGAUGCUCAUUUAAUUUUAAUUUUAUUGUAUUCUUAGUAUAGCUGAUUUUCUUUGUUACAAUAUUUUCAAAUUCUUAACUUUCUAGUUGGAAAGUUAAUUAUUCCUGCUAUUUGUGCACUCAUUCGUUUAGUGAAGAAAUUGAAAAUCGUUGUAAAUAAGCACACGGGGUUGUUUUUUUCAAAAAUCUUCAUAUUUUAAACAAAAAAGAGUGAAAAAUAGAGACUUUGGUACGGACCUUUUUAGAAUAUAAAUUCAAUAUUAACAUUUGUUUCGUAACUGUUUUCCUUUUAAAAUUGUCUCAGUAAUAGUGGUGCGAGAUGAUGUAUUGUAACCUGUUGUUGAUGUUAUUAUUCUACUUUACACUGAAGUAUUUUCUAAUAUUUUGAUUGUAGACAUAUAAUUACAUUCAGAAUAUGUAGUGCGUGUUGUAGAUUUCAGUAAUGUAGUAGUUUUUCUUUUUUUAUGACUGAAAACUGAAGUGGAAUUGUUUAUUACAGCGUGUGAGAAUCCAAAAUAAAGGUUUUCAUUCUUCA